Molecule: messenger RNA, 970 nt
Organism: Pseudophryne corroboree (corroboree frog)
Lineage: Eukaryota; Metazoa; Chordata; Amphibia; Anura; Myobatrachidae
Product: indolethylamine N-methyltransferase-like
Exons: 3
Coding region: 32-820 (262 amino acids)
Cellular component (GO): cytosol
Molecular function (GO): N-methyltransferase activity
Source: RefSeq, a predicted model, not a curated record
AUAAUUUGAGUCAGCCUGAGAAAAGAACAUUAUGGAAACACCCUUCACCACCCAGCAGACCUUCAUCGAUGAGUUUAACCCAGUAGAUUACUACAACACAUACUAUACUCCAGGAGAAGGAAAGCUUAAUGGACAAUGGACAGACUUUGCGUUACGAAAUCUUCAUGAAACCUUUUCUCCAGGCUGUGUAGAAGGAGACACAUUGAUUGAUUUUGGCUCUGGACCGACCAUCUACCAAGUGCUUACUGCUUGUGACGUCUUUAACAACAUAAUCCUCUCUGAUUUUCUUGAAAAAAGCCGAGCUGAACUUCAUAAAUGGCUGAGGAAGGAUCCUGAUGCUUUAGAUUGGACCCAUAUUAUCAAACAUGUGUGCGAGCUUGAAGGGAACAGGGAGAAUUGUGAGGAAAAAGCUGAGAAGCUACGCAGUAAGGUGAAACAAGUCCUGAAAUGUGAUGCAUUGAAAAGUAACCCUUAUGAUCCUCUUGUUCUGCCUCCGGCUGAUUGUCUCCUCACCUGCCUCUGCCUUGAAGUCCCUUGUGAGACCGUGGAAUCAUUUUGCAAUGUUCUGAAAAAUUUUAAAAACUUACUUAAACCUGGGGGACACCUAUUGGUUUUGAGUAUGCUAAAUGCCACCUUUUUCUAUGUUGGUAACAAACGGUUUACUUGCUUGUACUUAACAAAAAGUGACCUGGAGAUGGCUUUUAUAAAGGCUGGUUAUGAAAUAAAGAAAUUGGUAGUUACUCCUUGGACUGAUACGUCAAAGAUGGAUAUUUUUGACCAUGACAGUCAGUAUUUUAUCCAUGCCUGUAAACCAAAGUAAUGGGAAGCCGGUCAUAAAUCACAAAUUGAAUAAUCUAAAUAUUGUAGUUUGUUUGCAUUGCCUUUUCUUUACAAUCAUUCAUCUUUUUUUUUUUCCCACAGCUCAUCACUUUCUAUUCAUGCACUUAAUUUUUGUCAACAUAUAACUAAU